AUGAUAGAUAAUUCAAGUCUCAUUGAGGAUGAUUAUGAAACUAAACACGCCAUAAGAAGACAGCCAUUUCAAUGGAAACCAAAUCUGCCUGACGUAGUCUCAAACAACAGCACUAAAAUUGUACCCUGUAGGAAUUCCGUCCAAGGAAAGUUGAUAAUUGUUGAUGAAAGAGGGUAUAUCUGCAACAGAACCGAAUUGGACAAUAGAGGAUGUUGUGAUGUAACUCUUCAGCAUAUAUCAAAGCAUCGCUGUGAUAAGUGUAGUAGUAAUGGCUGCUGUGAACAGUUUGAAUUCUGUGUUUCUUGUUGUUUAAAUCCUGAAAAGAAAUCUCUGUUAACAAGGGUGUUAGAAGAAGCAAGACAGUUAGGAGAUAGAUCUUUAGCAUCCGUUGGGGAUCAAUUCGAGUUGUGUUUAGCUAAAUGUAGAACAUCGUCUCAGAGUGUUCAGCAUGAAAAUUCUUACAGAAAUCCAAAAGCCAAGUACUGUUAUGGAGGAAAUCCACCGGAACUAUUGUCUCUAACUUCAUAA
This is a messenger RNA of Mytilus trossulus (common blue mussel), 528 nucleotides long. RefSeq names its product SREBP regulating gene protein-like. The record is from RefSeq and is a predicted model, not a curated record. Gene Ontology annotation, biological process: positive regulation of SREBP signaling pathway. The transcript is spliced from 5 exons. Lineage: Eukaryota; Metazoa; Mollusca; Bivalvia; Mytilida; Mytilidae. Bases 1 to 528 code for a protein of 175 amino acids.